UGAAGAUAAAGUUGAACCAAUAAAGAAGAGUAUGGAAAUCGCUCAGUUAUAUAUGUAUUGAUGUUGUUGGUUAGCGAAUUGAGGCUAGAAGCAAGAUACCGGUAUUCUGGUACUACAUGUUUCUCCGCUUUUGAUAUUGAUGUCCACGUACUGAAUGCUAAAGGGAUAAGGGAUACAAGAUGAGCUUCUUGGUGUCGCAAGAUCAACUCCGACAUGAUGAGAGCAGUAAGCCCAACACUCGACUGUCCAAUCCUCCACCUGUUGCAAAAAUGCAAGACUUUCAAUACUUUGAAACAAGUACAUGCUCAAAUGAUCACAACUGGCCUCAUUCUCCACACCUACCCUAUCAGCCGUAUUCUCCUCAUAUCUUCUUCACUGUCUCCAUUACCCUACACGAUAGCCAUAUUCAGCCAUGCCCCAAACCCAAGCAUAUUUCUUUACAACACCCUCAUCUCACGCCUCACUGUAAACAAUCAAGUGAAACUUGCACUUUCUCUUUAUGACCAGAUGCUUGCUGACCCCGAUCUCAGACCCAAUAAUUACACAUACCCAUCUCUGUUCAAGGCAUUUGCAGCCCAACAAUGGUUCAAACACGGCCAAGCCCUGCAUGUGCACAUCCUAAAAUUCAUUUACCCUCUUCACGACAAUUUUGUUCAAGCCUCAUUGCUUAAUUUUUAUUCAAGAUGUGGAAGAGUAGAUAUUGCUAGAUAUUUCUUUGAUCAGAUAAUGGAACCAGACUUAGCGACAUGGAACUCUAUAUUAUCUGCUUAUGCACGGAACUCUAGUGUUAGCUUAUCCGGCGACCCUCGCCUUUUGGAUGAGAACACAAGUUCAUCUCUGGAGGUUUUAAAUCUGUUCGGCCACAUGCAGAAGUCUGGGGUAGAGCCAAGUGAAGUGACAUUAGUCGCCAUAAUUACUGCAUGUGCCGAAUUAGGCGCCCUUGGCCAAGGCAUCUGGGCGCAUGUUUAUAUAAUCAAGAAUGCACUUAGCCUCAAUCACUAUAUCGGCACAGCACUAAUUACCUUCUACACAAAUUGUGGCUGUCUUGGAUUUGCUAGUCAAUUGUUCUACCAGCUGCCUCAUACGGAUAUAUUCUGUUUCAAUGCCAUGAUUAGAGGUCUUGCAAUCCAUGGCCGUGGAUGCGAGGCUCUUGAUUUAUUUGAGACAAUGAAGCAUAAGGGUCUCGCCCCCGAUGAUGUGACAAUGCUGGCUGUAAUGUGUGCUUGCUCACAUGUGGGAUUGGUGGAUGAAGGGCGCAGAUAUUUUGAGUUGAUGACCAGUAUCUACGGACUUGAGCCUAAAAUUGAGCACUAUUGUUGCCUGGUGGAUCUUUUGGGUCGAGCUGGGAUGGUUAAGGAAGCCGAGGAAAGGAUUCUGACCAUUCCAAUGAAGCCAAAUGCGGUUUUGUGGCGGUCUUUACUUGGGGCAGCUCGAGUUCAUGGAGAUCUCGAGACAGGUGAAGUGGCACUAAAGAAGCUAGUAGAGCUGGAGCCGAAGACUAGUGGGAAUUAUGUGCUUUUGUCGAACAUGUAUUCGUGCAUGAAGAAAUGGGAUGACGCCAAAAGAGUAAGGCAGUUGAUGAAAGAGCGGGGCGUGGAGAAAAUGCCCGGGAGUAGUUUAGUUGAAGUUGAUGGUUCAAUGCACGAGUUUCUUGCUGGUGACAAGAGCCAUCCUCGGGCUAGAGAAGUGUAUUUAAAGCUGGAGGAGAUGAACGCGAAGCUGCAGGAGCACGGGCAUCGUGCAAGAACUCGAGAAGUGUUGUUUGACAUCGAGGAAGAAGACAAGGAAGAAGCUCUUUCUUACCACAGCGAGAGGCUAGCAAUCGCGUUCGCACUCAUCGCGACAGAUUCUUGCACGCCGGUGAGGAUCAUAAAGAACCUCCGGGUAUGUGUGGAUUGCCAUUCGAUAACUAAGCUUUUGUCUCUCAUAUAUGGGAGAGAGAUUAUAGUUAGAGAUAGAACUAGGUUCCACCACUUCAACAAUGGCAGCUGCUCUUGUUUGGACUACUGGUAGAAAUUAAUCUUUUUACUUAUUUGGUGUU
This is a messenger RNA of Salvia hispanica, 2041 nucleotides long. NCBI's taxonomy places the organism in Eukaryota, Viridiplantae, Streptophyta, Magnoliopsida, Lamiales, Lamiaceae. The record is from RefSeq and is a predicted model, not a curated record.